CGUUAAUCUCACCAGGGUUCGCGGGCAUACUCCUCCAUAUUUGUUGUUGUCGUCCAGAGGAACGGUGUGACGUCAUCACCGUGCGUCGUGAGCGGUUUAGGGACUGAGUCGCAUCUCGUCCACUCGCUGGAUUCUUCCUCAACCAGGAUGCCUCUACCUGCAGCUCUGCUGGCCCGUCUGGCCAAGAGAGGGAUCGUCAAACCCACAGAGCAAGAGGUAGAUGAGGAGAUUAUUGCUGAAGAUUAUGACGACAACAACGUAGAUUAUGAAGCCACCAGACUCGAGAAUCUCCCACCGAACUGGUACAAAGUGUUCGACAUCGCCUGCGGUCUUCCUUAUUACUGGAACGUGGAGACGGACCUGGUGGCCUGGCUGUCGCCCAACGACCCGACCGCAGUGGUGACGAAAGCUGCCAAGAAACUGAGAGCUGCGGAUGUGGCAGAAGAACGAGUCGAGAGGCCGUUUGAGAAGCCGGAGCGAGAGCGGGACAGAGAGCGUGAACGGGACAGAGAGCGAGACCGGGACGACGGGAGGGAGAGGGAGCGACGGAAGCCGAGGAGGGAAGACGUGGCGCCAUACAGCAAGAGCAAAAGAGGAAGAAAAGAUGAUGAGAUGGACCCCAUGGAUCCAAGUGCUUAUUCUGAUGCUCCGAGGGGCACGUGGUCCACCGGCCUGCCCAAGCGUAACGAGGCGAAGACGGGCGCCGACACCACGGCAGCGGGGCCUCUGUUCCAACAGCGCCCGUACCCCAGUCCGGGUGCCGUGCUCCGGGCCAACGCAGCCAACCAGAUCCCCAAAGAGUAGACGAUGCAGCUCUGAUCUUAAUAUUCAAGUUUUCAUCUCGUAGAGAAUUGUGUCAGAAGAUGAAGUGCGUUCAUGUAGAACAGUUGUAAAUAUGUUUUUUUAUGAUCGGAGGACUGAACCUCUUGUUAUUGAUCAUCAUUUGCUAAUAAACUUAAUGAUUACUGUGAA
Molecule: messenger RNA, 972 nt
Organism: Scophthalmus maximus (turbot)
Lineage: Eukaryota; Metazoa; Chordata; Actinopteri; Pleuronectiformes; Scophthalmidae
Gene: pqbp1
Product: polyglutamine binding protein 1
Exons: 7
Coding region: 148-804 (218 amino acids)
Biological process (GO): alternative mRNA splicing, via spliceosome
Cellular component (GO): nuclear body; cytoplasm
Molecular function (GO): ribonucleoprotein complex binding; protein binding
Source: RefSeq, a predicted model, not a curated record